Messenger RNA from Priapulus caudatus, 3357 nucleotides. RefSeq lists its product as uncharacterized. The transcript is spliced from 4 exons. The coding region runs from base 790 to 3012 and encodes 740 amino acids. NCBI's taxonomy places the organism in Eukaryota, Metazoa, Priapulida, Priapulimorpha, Priapulimorphida, Priapulidae. The record is from RefSeq and is a predicted model, not a curated record. Gene Ontology annotation, biological process: monocarboxylic acid transport; transmembrane transport. Gene Ontology annotation, molecular function: monocarboxylic acid transmembrane transporter activity.
GUAGCUUCAUUUUUAGACGAAAAUCUAGAACACAGAUGAGUCGAGGUGACCCAACUUAAAAACUGUAAUUAGAUCUGUUAACCUCCCCGAGGGGCAAAUCCAGCUACAGUUAAGCCGUGGAAAACAUUGCAUGGGAAUAGUUAACGUGAACACAAACGAAAUGAGUAGUGGUAAGUAUAAGUUUAAGUUUAUUAAGUAAUAUAAGUAAUAGUACAAGUUCUCUCAUUCUUGAAUGUAUCAGCUUUACAAUAAAACCAGGAGAAUAAAACGUAUAGACGUAAAACUUAUUAUAUAAUAUUUUGUGCAUUUCAGGGUUUAUGUCAGUCAACCUAAUCAAACGGUCAAAUGCACGCAUACUAUUCUGUUUAGAAUGGUAGACAUGCAGCAUGGUUCAUACUCAUUUUCACUAAUUGUUUUUGCUUUACACAAGAACUAUGAACAUACGUAUGUAUACUCAGGUUUAUGCUAAAAUACAUGGACAUGUAAAUGGUUUUGUAUGUAAUUUUUGUGUGCUGAACAUACAUAAACUUAAGUUCACGCUAAAACAUAUGAACAUAAAAAUUACUGUGUAUAUAAUUAUUUUGUGCUGAACAUACGUAUAUAUACUCAUAAGGACAUCAUGUAAAUUGUGUGAUUACUUUUUGCAUUGCAGGCCCGGUUGCAAGUGCUCUAACGAACAAGUACGGCUGUCGUGCUGUUUGCAUAGGAGGGAGCAUCUUAUCCUGCCUGGCAUUUUUCAUGAGUAUAUUCUCCCCAAAUAUAACAGUGCUCAUCAUUACGUAUGGUGUUAUGGCAGGCAGCGGAUUGAGUUUUAUCUACUUGCCGGCCAUCGUUAGCGUGGGUUACUACUUUGAGAAGAGACGAGCGUUCGCCACCGGAAUAGCCGUGUGCGGCUCCGGCGUUGGGACCUUCGCCUUCGCUCCCUUCUCGAAGUACCUCCUGCAGCUGUACGACUGGAAGGGCGGCACGAUGAUCGUCGCCGGCAUCGUGCUGAACGCCAUGGUCGCCGGCUCGCUCAUGAGGCCGCUCUACCUCGACAGCGAACAGCCGCGCAAGAGACUCAAGAGCCUGAUGGAGCGCAUGCAGGAGGCCAAGCUGGCGCGCAUACGCACGUUCUCCGACUGCCCGGACGACGGCACGAGCAUGCAGGUCGACCUGUCGGCCGCCGAGCUCAUGGCGUCGAAGCUGCACGGCUUGGGCGACGAACGCGACGGUGUAGGCGGCGCCACCGACGAUUUGGACUUCCGGUCGAGGACCGGCUCCGCAACGCGUCCCCGCGGCGUCGCUGCCGACGACGGCGACUUCCGGGCGCGCGCGGGGUCGGGCGGGAGGCCGUACGCGUACGGCAGGGGGUCGUUCCGGUCGCGCACGGGCUCCGGCACGAGGCAGCGUCCCGACACGCUGAAGAUUGACGACGGCGGCGGCGGCGGCGGCGGCGGCGGCGGCGGGGAGGUCGUGGUGCGGGUCGAGGACGUCGACGCGAUAACGGAAGAGAAUGAGGACGGGGGCGCUCAGGAGCAUGCGGCGGCGGAGACGACGACGACCACGCCGCAGGAGAACGGGUUGCAGACGGGUGGCGGUGGCCGUGGCAACCAGAGUCCUCAGACUCCCGAGGUGCCCGUCGGGAUUGGUCACGUGAGGACCCCCGAGUCGCCGCUCGCCAACGGCGACACGCUCCACGACGCCUCGCCGGAGUCGCGGCCGCUGAGCCCGACGAGUCCCCGGGACAGGUUCCCGCCAUCGCUCGCGCGCAUCAAGCGCGAGAACAGCUACCCGUACAAUCUCAAGCGGGAGAACAGCUAUCCGAACGCCAACGGCUACGUGAGCAAGAACAUCCGGCGGCUCACCGACGGUCAGGUGGUCGUCUCGUCGCUCGCGAGCAUCCCGCAGCCGAACCAGCAGCUGAAGCCGCCCGUGAACAAGACGCUGCGCGCGCUGCAGGGGUCCAACCCCGACGUGAUGGUCAACAGCACCUCGUCUCUCCGAUCCGGAAUCUGGAAGCGUCCCAGCUACCAGCGCAUCACGAGCAUAUCGCUGAGCACGCACCAGUCCGCCAAGGACAUCACCAAGGAGCUGAAGCGGCCCAUGUACCGCAAGGACAUCUUCUUUAGCGGCAGCAUCUACAACCUGCCCGAGUUCCAGUCGCAGGGCAACAUGAACGCGUACCUGACGUCGAUCACGUCGAUACCGAUGGAGACGGCGCUGUCGACGUGCCGCUACGAGGACGAGCUGGACGACGGUGGCGCCCUCACGGCGACGUGCUGCGGGCCCGAGGUGCGCAGCGUCUUCGCCGAGAUGACUGACUUUGGGCUGCUGCGCAACCCGAUCUUCGCGCUCAUCUGCCUCGCGAACAUAUUGGCCUUUGCGGGGUUCUACGUGCCGUUCGUCUACACGAACUCGCGCGCGCUCGACCUCGGCAUCGAGGAGACCAGCGCCGCCAUGCUGCUGUCCGUCAUCGGCAUCGCGAACACGGUGAGCCGCGUCGCGACCGGCUGGCUCUGCGACCGUCCCGAGGUGAACACGCUGCACGUGAACAACUGCUGCCUUAUAAUCGCCGGCGUCAGCACGAUGCUGGUGCCCAUCUGCUACUCGUACGUCUCGCUGAUCGUCUACUGCACCGUGUUCGGAUUGACAGCAGCUGCAUACAUAUGCUUGACAUCAGUCAUUCUCGUCGAUUUACUCGGGCUGGAAAAGUUGACGAACGCAUUUGGCUUGCUGAUGCUGUUUCGUGGUGCAUCUUGCAUGGCAGGGCCUCCUAUUGCAGGUAUGGUCUUUGAUGCAACGAAUAGCUACACCGUACCUUACAUAAUGGCAGGUGCGUUUCUGUCCAUCGCUGGCCUAAUUGGGUGUCUCAUUCCCUGCUUCCUCUGUUGCCAACAGCCCCAGGAUAUUGCAGAAAUUUACUUGGAGAAGCCACCUAGUAUCAUUGAAGAGGAACCGGAGCCAACGACACCAACAACUCUGUCACAAAAUGACACAUUGGUUGUAAACCAGAUAGAGAGCUGUGUAUAGCACCAUCUGUCUAAUACUUAGUGUGCCUACUCAGCAUACUUAUACCCACCCAUCUCAUCAUCCAGCAUCCCAGCAUCCCAUCUCUGUAUGUGUUCGCGCGUGCGCACAAUUGUGAGAACAGGUGACAACCGAGGCUGGGUGAUGAAUAUUUUGUGAUCAGCAUAUAACCAAGUGUUAACACACACUUUUGCCCUUCAGAACCAUAGGCAAAUCAUUUGUACAAUUUAAUACAUCUGCUUGUUCAGUCCUCGAUUCUACAUGCUUUACAUACAGCCGAGUGCUCAUGUGUGCCUGUGUGUGUGUGUGUGAGUGUGUGAGCGUGUUUGCAUGUAUGUGUGUGUAUAU